AUUAGCUUUACUGCGAAUGGGUCACGUGAUCAAGAAAAGCCCGAGAAGAGCAGGUGGUCGCUAAGGUUGACUGAUGCUCUAAAUCAACAAUGUCUGAUAAAGGUUCAAGGUCGGGAACUCCGAAGGCGAGUUCCCGUAAAAGCUCGAAAGCUGGAACCCCAAAGGGCUCCAAAAGUGGAACACCAAAAGGUUCCAAAAGCAACACUCCUCUCCCCACAGACCCUCAAGCUAUGACCCAGGAGAUCACAGAAGAAGAGGCCCUGGCUGCUGGUGCUUCAAAUGGUGCCUUACAACCAACUGAAGUUGAUGUGACAGCCAUGGGGACUUCUAAUGAACUGGGGGAAACGGAGACAGAGGCUGAACAAGAGGAGGCAGUGCAGGAGGAGGAUGAUAGACCCAGUGUUAUAUCACUGAUCAAAGAGAGAGUCACGGUGCAGGGACUGACAGAGGAGCUGUGGAAGGAGUUCCACGACGAGGCAAUCAACCAGUUCAUCAACGACCCCGGCACCAAGCUGAUGGUGGCCUACAUGGACCCUGUCAAGGGGUUCCUGGUCGAACACGCCAUCCCUCCUUAUCUGGUCGACCAGUUGACCUACUUUAUCAAGGCCACCAGCGUCAAGGAACUGAACGCCGACACGUUCCUGACCAAGGUCCAGUAUGGGACCAUCAAAGGGAACCAGAUCGAGAGUCUGCUCAGGAUCAUGAUGGGAAUCUACGCCCCCAUCUUCUUUGAGAACACCUCUUGGCCAGACAGCAUCAAAAAUGACUUCUCAGCUCAGCUGCACAAGUUUCUGGCUAACCUGACGGACACACGCUGGAAGCUGGAGGGUAAGACGGUACUGUACAUCCCCACGGAGGGGCUCAAACUCGCCUCAGAGGAGGCGGCCAAGAACAAGGACCUGGUCCAGAGGCUCGAGACUGCCAUGAUCCACUGGGCCAGACAAAUUAAAGAAGUGCUCAGUAACCAGGAUGCCUUUGAGAUGGCCGAGAACUCAGGACCCCUGGAUGAGAUUGAGUUCUGGAAGAACCGGUGCGCUGAUUUAACCGGCAUCAGUACUCAGCUGGACAAACCAGGGGUAAAAAAGAUCACCGAGAUCCUGACCCUGGCUAAGUCCUCUUACGUAGGACCGUUCCUCAAACUGUCCAGUGAAAUUAAGGAGGGAUCGCGACAGGCAGAGAGCAACUUGAAGUUCCUGUUGGUGCUGAAGGAUCCGUGCUACGAGUUGUCCGAGGCCAAACCCAAGGAUGUCCCCGCCAUGCUUCCCAAGAUCCUUAACACCAUACGCUUCAUCUGGGUCAACUCUGAGUUCUACAAAACCAGAGAGAGGCUGACCGGGAUUCUUAAAAAGAUCAGUAACGAGGUCAUCAGGCGAUGCUGCCGCGACAUCAACCUGGACAAGAUCUUUGACGGUUACGUACAGUCCGGACUGAAGUCCCUCAAUGACAGCAUAGACUGCUGUGAGCAGUGGAAGGAGAUCUACAAAAAGACGGCCAGACUACACCACAAGUUUUCACCGGUUGGCUGGGUCUUAGACAAGAGCAGCAUUUUUGCACAGAUCGACGCAUUCAUCCAGAGAUGCAAGGACUUGAUAGAAGUCUGUGAGGCUCAGAUUCAUUUUGCCCGGCGGGAAGAUGGAGAGAAGAUGGAGAUGCCUCACUUUGCGGGACAGAAGGGUCCGGAGAUUGCCCGGGGGCUGAUGGAGAUAGAGGCAGCAUUCGAGAGAAACCUGAGUCAGCUGAGGUCUGUGAAGGACACCAUUCUGGAUGUCAAGGCCACAUCAUGGCAUGAUGACUACAACAAGUUCCGAGCGGGAAUCAAGGACCUGGAGGUGAUGAUGACUAAUGUGAUUUCCUCGGCCUUCGACACGGUGACCACGGUGGAGCAGGGAGUGGAGCUCCUGGACAUCUUCAUGCAUCUCUCCACCAGAGAGGCCAUCAGAAGAACCAUUGACAAGAAGAAUGUGGACGUGAACCUGAUGUUCAAUGAUGAACUGAACGCCGUCAAGAAAGAGCUGACCAAUAAAGCCAAGUCCCUCAUCCCCUGGCACCCCAAGUUCGCCGGCCAGGCUCUGUGGGCGAGGCAGCUCAAGAGGAGGAUAGAGAGGGGCAUGAUGGUUUUGGACAGAGCAUAUUUCCUGCCCCCAACAGGAAAAAGUGAGGAGGUUCGAACUCAGUACCAGCAGCUGUGCCAAGCGUUGGAUGAGUACAUCCGUAAGACAUUCCAUGAGUGGACCCUCACUGUGGAUAAGGAGCCAGAGAAACUACUGGAGGUGCCACUGAUGUGUCGUAGCUCAGAGAGACCUCCCAUGUUGGACAUCAACUUUAACCGAGGCCUGCUGAAGAUGUUCCAAGAGAUCAACUACUGGGAACGGCUGAUGUUUGAGAUCCCGCACUAUGCCACCAACGUGUACAACAAGCGCGAGGAUCUACGCUCGCUCCGAGAACACGUACUUUUGGUUGUCAGAGACUAUAACAGGAUCAUAGCCGCGCUCUCCUUGGAAGAGAGGGGAUUGUUCCGAGAAAGGAUUCGGUUCCUUGACAAGAAGAUUCAUCCUGGACUUACUAAGUUAACGUGGGCUUCCAAGGGAAUUUCUGAUUACUUUGUGACGGACUGUCGUAUUAACGCAGCUAAAAUUCAGGCAAUGGUAGAUGACUAUAAGGGAGCCAAUCAGGAGAUCUCUACCAUGUGUGUCAAGAUCAGUGAACUGUCCCUGAUCAAAAUAGACAAUCGUAAAGUGUACGAGAAUCUGGAGUUUGACGAGGAACAGGCCAAACAUAGAGAUAACACCGCAGAGAAACUGAAGACCAUGCACAUGGAGAUUGUCCGAGUCAUGAAGAAAACGUUUGAAAUCUUCAAAUCAGACGGACAAGAGGUGCAGCAGCACUGGGUGCGUUACCUGGAGAAGAUGGACCGGAUGGUGGAGGAAGCGUUCCGACUGAACGUCAAGUGGUCCCUCCAGGAGCUGUCCAAGGCCAUCAAUGGAGACGGAAAGUCUGCCCCUAAUCCACUGUUCCGGGUCAAAGUCUGUCUCCAGGGAGACAAGGUGGAGUUCCAGCCGACCCUGAAACAGUUGGCCUCUGUGAUUGGUGGAAUCGGCAAUCAGCUGACCAACUCCAUCAAAGGCGUCAACAGGCUUCCUCUGAUCCUGGCCAAAAAGAAGUCUAACAAAGAGCCCAUAUUCUCAGUGAUCAGCUCGGACGAGGAGACCAAGAAGAUCCAGACGGUGAUUAACCAGGGCAUGGCCACCAACGCCCAGAACCUACAGAACUACCUGAGUACGUGGGACAACUACCGCGAGAUCUGGGAAAUCAACAAGGACAUGUUCAUCAAGCGCUACCAGAACCUCAACCCACAGGUCGCCUCAUUCGACGCCGACAUAGCCAGAUACGACGAGGUCGCCAACAACGUACAGACCCAGGAGACCAUUUUGAACAUCCAGUUUGUGCUGCUUGACUGCUCGCCGCUCAAGUACGCCAUCCUGAGCCACUGCACGGAGUGGCAGAACAAGUUCACCACGCUGCUCAGCACAAUCGCCACGAGUCGCCUCAAGGAGCUCCACAGCUUCCUCAAGGACAACGGAGAAAAUGUCAGCAAGCCCCCUCAGACCCUGGACGAGCUGGGCGAGAGCCUGACCCUGUGGGACAAGUUAAACGGAGGCCUGGGGGAGACAGAGGCCAAGUUCCCUCCCCUGCAUGACCAGUUCAGUAUCCUGGAGAAGUACGAGGUGCCCAUCAAGGAGGAGGUGACCACCAUGUUGUCCGAACUCUCCAACGACUGGAUCGUCUUCCAGCAGAAGCUGAUCGACGCCGAGCAGAUGCUCAAAAAACACAAGGAGAAGUUCAGGAGCGGACUGCUGGCUCAAUCGGAGGAGUUCAAGAAACAGGUUCACAACCUCGUGGACGAGUUCGCAACCAAGGGCCCGUUCACGUCGACCAUCUCCACGGGGGAGGCCCUGGAGAACAUCAACAACAUCCGCGCCCAGAUGGAGGCUCUCAAGAAACAGGAGCAGGAUAUUAGGAAGGGACUCAACAUCUUCAAGAUCGACCAGCCCCCCUCCAAGGAGAUCGCAAACCUGGAGAAGGAUCUGGAGGUGAUCGAGACAAUCUGGAACCUGAACAAAGACUGGGAGGGACUGUGGGGCGACUGGAAGGGGAACCAAUUUACCGAGCUCCAGACCGAGAACAUGGAGAACUCGUCUCAGUCCAUCUUCAAGAAGCUCAACAGGAUGAGCAAGGAACUCAAGGACAAGAAUUGGGAGGUGGUUGAUACCAGUAAGAACCGUGUGGACCAGUUCAAGAGGACCAUGCCGCUGAUCACGGAUCUGAAGAAUAAGGCCAUGAGACCGCGUCACUGGGACAAAAUCCAGACGGAGAUGCAGCGACAGUUUGACCACAAAUCUGUGGACUUUACCCUGGAGAAGAUCAUUGAGUUUGGAUUCGAUCAGUAUGCUGAGACUAUCGGCGACAUCUCUGGUGCCGCCACCAAGGAAUUGGCCAUUGAACAGGGUAUUGAGGCCAUUGCCAAAACCUGGGAGAGCACGGAACUGGACAUAACGACCUACAAGGACAGAGGUCAUUACAAAGUCAGGAGCACAGACGAUGUGUUCCAGGCCUUGGAAGACAAUCAGGUUCAGCUGUCGACGAUGAAGGCGUCCCGAUUUGUCAAGGCAUUUGAACAGGAAGUGGAUAAAUGGGAGAGAACUCUGUCACACAUUCUGGAGGUGGUGGAGAUGCUGCUAACAGUGCAGAGACAGUGGAUGUACCUCGAGAACAUUUUCUUGGGUGAGGACAUUAGGAAACAGCUGCCCCGCGAGUCGGCAGAUUUUGACGACGUGAACGCCAAGUGGAAGGUCAUCAUGACGCGACUCAACAAGGACAGGAACGCCCUCAGAGGAACCCAUCACCAAGGUUUACUGGAAGAACUGAACGACAUGAACGUCAAACUGGAGGAGAUCCAGAAAUCCCUGGACAUGUACCUGGAGACCAAGCGACAGAUCUUCCCGCGAUUCUACUUCCUGUCCAACGAUGACCUGCUGGAGAUCCUGGGUCAGUCUAAAAACCCCAAAGCCGUGCAGCCCCACCUCAAGAAAUGCUUCGACAAUAUCAAGAGCCUGGAGAUGAACAAGCCAGGACUGAAGUGGGAGGCGAACGCCAUGGUGUCAUCUGACGGAGAGGUCGUUCCGUAUGAGAGACCCGUCUACCUGGACGGUCCUGUGGAGUCGUGGCUGUGUGAUGUGGAGAAGACCAUGAGAUGGACGCUACAGGAUGAGCUGAAGAAAUGUAAAGGGAACCUGAAACAGAAACACGGCAUGACCAAGCGAGACAAGUGGAUCAAGGACCAUCCUGGCCAGCUGUGUAUCACCGCCAGUCAGAUCCAGUGGACUGCCGACGUGGAGAAAGCCCUCCGACUGACUAAGGACCGCGGCGACAAGAAGGCCCUCAAAACCAUGAAGAAGAAACAGGUGGCCAUGCUCAAUAAACUGUCGGAGGCCAUCCGGGGGAAACUGGAAAAGAUGCAGCGACUCAAGAUCGUGGCUCUUGUGACUAUUGAGAUCCACGCUAGAGACAUUAUAGAGAAGCUGAUUAAGGGGGGUGUGUCCGACGAGAAUGCGUUCGAGUGGCUGAGUCAGCUUAGGCUUUACUGGGAAAAGCCUCCUAUUGAUAACUGUGUAGUGAAGCAGACCAACACCCAGUUUCCGUACGGUUACGAGUAUCUGGGUAAUUCAGGUCGUCUGGUCAUCACCCCCCUCACUGACCGCUGUUACAUCACCCUGACCACCGCCCUCCACCUACACCGCGGGGGAAGCCCCAAGGGUCCCGCCGGGACAGGCAAGACAGAGACCGUCAAGGAUCUUGGAAAAUCCCUUGGAAUGUAUGUCAUCGUCGUCAACUGCUCUGAGGGUCUGGACUACAAGUCCAUGGGCAAAAUGUUCUCCGGUCUGGCUCAGACUGGAGCUUGGGGCUGCUUUGACGAGUUCAACAGAAUCAAUAUUGAGGUGUUGUCGGUGGUCGCCCAACAGAUCUUGGCCAUUCUGUUGGCUCUCUCCACCGGUCAGGCACGGUUCGUGUUUGAGGGGCGCGAGAUUGACUUGGUCUGGUCCUGUGGAAUCUUCAUCACCAUGAACCCUGGUUACGCGGGUAGAACGGAGUUACCGGACAACUUGAAGUCCAUGUUCCGACCCAUCGCUAUGGUCGUCCCAGACUCGGGCAUGAUUUCUGAGAUCAUUCUGUUCGGAGAAGGCUUCGGCAACACUAGGGUCCUGGCCAAGAAGGUGUACACGCUAUACUCCCUGGCCGAGCAGCAGCUGUCAAAACAGGACCACUACGACUUCGGACUCCGAGCCCUGGUGUCCGUGCUCCGCUAUGCCGGCUCAAAGAAGAGGUCCAACCCCACCAUGCCAGACGAGGAGAUUCUGCUCCUGUCUAUGAAGGACAUGAACGUAGCCAAGCUGACGUCCACGGAUCUACCGCUGUUUAACGGCAUCAUGUCUGAUCUGUUCCCCGGAGUGGAGACGCCCACCAUUGACUACUCAGAGAUGAAGAAAGCGAUCACAGAGGAGCUGAAGGCCAACUGUCUUCAGGUUAACAACUACACACUGACCAAGAUCAUCCAGCUCUACGAGACCAAGAGUUCCCGCCACUCCGUCAUGAUCGUCGGAAACACCCAGUCCGGGAAGACCGUCUGCUGGAGGAUGUUACAGGCGUCCAUGACACGCCUCAACAAAGAGGGCGCCGCCUAUCAGGCAGUCAAGGACUUCCCUCUGAAUCCCAAAUCUCUGUCUCUAGGGGAGCUGUAUGGAGAGUUUGACAUCAACACCAACGAGUGGACGGACGGGGUCCUCUCCAGCGUGAUGAGGCAGACCUGUGCAGAUGAGAAGCCGGACGAGAAGUGGCUGGUGUUUGACGGGCCAGUGGACACACUGUGGAUCGAGAGCAUGAACUCUGUGAUGGACGAUAACAAGAUCCUGACGCUGAUUAACGGUGAACGUAUCGCGAUGCCCGAGCAGGUGUCCCUGUUGUUUGAGGUGGAGGAUCUGGCAGUGGCUUCGCCUGCCACCGUGUCGCGGUGUGGGAUGGUGUUCGCGGACUAUGCGGACAUCGGCUGGCAGCCGUAUGUGGAGUCCUGGCUGGAGAAGAAGAAGGACAACAAGCCCCUUGUGGAAGAGCUUCGCCGACUGUUUGAGAAAUAUCUGGUGAAGAUUUUAGACUUCAAACAGCAGAACUGCAAGGAGUUGAUUUCCAUCGCUCAGCUGAACGGGGUGUCUUCUCUCUGUAAACUCUUUGAUUCCUUGGGAACUGUAGAAAAUGGGGUGGAUCCUCAUGACAGCGAGAACUUCACACGGAUGGUGGAGCUGUGGUUCCAGUUCUGUAUGAUCUGGUCGAUCUGUGCCUCCGUGGACGAGGACGGACGGAAGAAGAUUGACAACUACAUCCGCGAGAUGGAGGGAACCUUCCCCAACAAAGACAUGAUAUACGAGUACUACGUCGACCCCAAGGGCAAGACCUGGGUCCACUGGGAGGAAAAACUCAAGACGGGCUGGAAGUACCAACAAAAUGUGCCGUUCUUCAAGCUGAUCGUCCCCACCGUGGACACGGUCCGCUACCAGUAUCUAGUGACCGCCCUCGUCCGAUCCUUCAAUCCGGUGAUGGUGGUCGGUCCCGUGGGAACCGGGAAAACCUCCAUGGUGGAGAACACACUGACCAAGCUGGACCCCAAGGUCUACAGCUUCCUAACCGUCAACAUGUCUGCUCAGACUUCCUCCAACAAUGUACAGGACAUCAUAGAGAGCCGUGUGGAGAAGAGAACCAAGGGUGUGUACGUCCCGAUCGGGGGUAAGAAGCUCCUGACCUUCAUGGACGACUUCAACAUGCCGGCCAAGGACACGUUCGGCUCACAGCCGCCUCUGGAACUGAUGAAGCUGUGGCUGGACUACGGCUUCUGGUACGACCGCGAGAAACAGACUCAGAAGUACAUCAAGGACAUGUUCCUGUUGGCGGGUAUGGGACCACCCGGUGGUGGCAGAAUGGUCAUCUCCAGACGACUACAGAGCCGCUUCAACCUCAUCAACAUGACCUUCCCACACGAGUCCCAGAUCAAGCGAAUCUUCGGCAGCAUGAUCAACCAGAAGCUUCAGGACUUUGAAGAAGAGGUGAAACCGAUCGGAGACAUCAUGACUCAGGCCACCAUCGAGAUGUACGAGGCGGUCGUCCAGAAGUUCCUGCCCACACCCACCAAGAUACACUACCUCUUCAACCUCAGAGACAUCUCCAAGAUAUUCCAAGGUUUACUGAGAGCUCACAAAGACUUCCACGAUACAAAGCACGCCAUGACUCGACUCUGGAUCCAUGAAUGCUUCAGGGUGUUUUCUGACCGUCUGGUCGAGGAGAAAGACACAGAGACGUUUAUCAACAUCAUGACAGAGAAGCUGGGAACCCUGUUUGAUCAGACGUACCACAACAUCUGUCCCAACAAACAGCCACCCAUAUUUGGUGACUACAUGAACCCUGACAAUGUGUACGAGGACAUUCAGGACAUCAGCCAGCUGAAAAAGCAGAUGACGGACUUCCUGGAGGAGUACAACAGUACCCCGGGGGUCAUCAACAUGGACCUCGUACUCUUUAGGGACGCCAUCGAACACGUGUCCAAGAUUGUCCGAGUGAUCAGACAGCCCCGGGGGAACAUGUUGCUGAUCGGUAUUGGAGGCAGUGGACGUCAGAGUUUGACCCGACUCUCUGCCUACAUCUGUGAAUACACAACCUUCCAGAUCGAGGUCACCAAACACUACCGCAAAAACGAGUUCAGAGACGAUCUAAAGCGGUUGUACUGGCAGGCAGGCGUAGACAACAAGACAUCCGUGUUCAUCUUCAAUGACACCCAGGUCGUAGAGGAAGGGUUCCUUGAGGACAUCAACAACGUCCUAAGCAGUGGGGAGGUUCCCAACCUGUACAAGCCAGACGAGUUUGAGGAGGUGCGAAAUGCUCUGAGUGACAUCGCAAAGAAAGAAGGAGUAGACGACAGCCCUCAGAGCAUCUUUGCAUACUUGAUCGAGCGAGUGCGAGCCAAUAUGCACAUUGUGCUGUGUAUGAGUCCAGUGGGAGAGCCCUUCAGGAACCGUAUCCGUAUGUACCCGGCGUUUGUGAACUGUACGACCAUUGACUGGUUCAGUGAGUGGCCGGCCGACGCCCUUCUGGAGGUGGCAGACAAGUACCUGAGUGAGAUCUCUCUGGGGUCAGAGGAGGAGGACAAACUGAAGCCAUCGUUAGCCAAGAUGUUCUCUGUGAUGCACAAGUCUGUAUCGGAGUACUCCAAGAGGAUGUUGGCGGAGCUCCGCAGACAUAACUACGUCACUCCAACCAACUAUCUGGAACUGGUGUCUGGAUACAAGAAACUGCUGUUUGACAAGAAGAACGAGUUGGGAGGAGCAGCUGACAAACUGAGGAACGGUCUGAGUAAGAUAGACGACACGAGACAGAAAGUGGAGAAGAUGUCGAUCGAGCUGGAGGACGCGAAGACGAAGGUGGCCCAGUUCCAGAAGCAGUGUGACGAAUACCUGGUGAUCAUUGUACAGCAGAAACGAGAGGCCGACGAACAACAGAAGUCUGUGGCUCAGAAGGGAGAAAGGAUUGCAGAGGAAGAGACCAAGUGUCAACACAUGGCCGAUCUGGCUCAGCACGAUCUGGAUGAAGCCCUGCCCGCCCUACAGGAAGCCAUCGCUGCUCUUGAGUCAUUGAACAAGAAGGACAUGACAGAGAUUAAGUCGUACGGACGUCCGCCCUUGCUGGUAGAGAAGGUGAUGGAGGCCGUGAUGAUUCUGAGGGGCAGCGAGCCGACCUGGGCCGAGGCCAAGAGACAGCUCGGAGAGUCUACCUUCAUCAAGCAGUUGAUGAACUUUGACAAGGACAACAUUUCGGACCGUGUGCUGAAGAAGAUCGGGAGUUACUGCUCCCAGUCAGACUUCCAGCCGGACAUCAUCGGGCGUGUGUCUGGGGCCGCUAAGUCACUGUGUAUGUGGGUCAGGGCCAUGGAGGUGUAUGGACGCGUUUACAGAGUAGUGGAGCCCAAGAAACAGAGACUGAACGCCGCCAUGUCACAGCUCAAGGAGAAACAGGACGCACUGGCCGACGCUAAAGCCAAGCUCGCUGAGGUUGAAGCCAAGAUGGCUGAGUUGAAGCAGCAGUAUGACGAGAAGCUGGCUCAGAAGGAGGAGCUCAAGAGGAAGGCCGAGUACACUGAGCUCAUGUUGGAGCGAGCCACCAAACUCAUGUCUGGACUCGCCGGCGAGAAGGAGCGCUGGCAGGAGACUGUCAAGGAUCUGGAGGAGAGAAUGGGCUACCUCUCUGGAGACUGCCUAAUGGCCGCUGCCUUCAUGUCCUACAUGGGGCCCUUCUUGUCCAACUACAGAGACGAACUGGUCCAGAAGAAAUGGAUUGAGGAGGUUCGUAAGCUGGGAAUUCCCUGUGCACCAAACUUCAAUUUCUGUGAGUUCAUGGCCAAGCCGACCCAGGUCAGGGACUGGAACAUCCAGGGGUUGCCUAGCGAUGCCUUCUCCACAGAGAAUGGAGUCAUUGUGACCUCAUCCAAUCGGUGGCCCCUGAUGGUGGACCCUCAAGGUCAGGCCAUCAAGUGGAUCAAGAACAUGGAGGCCUCACGAGGCCUCAAAGUGAUAGACUUGCAGCAGUCGGAUUACAUGAGGACUCUGGAGUCUGCCAUCCAGUUUGGUCUGCCAGUCGUCUUGCAGAACGUACAGGAAAAGCUGGAUCCUUCCCUGGAUCCAGUGCUGAACAAGUCACUGAUGAGAAUAGGUGGAGCUUACAUGAUAAAGCUGGGAGACAAAGAGAUUGAGUACAACCCAGAGUUCCGAUUCUACAUCACCACUAAGCUGAGUAACCCCCACUACACGCCCGAGAUCUCCACCAAGUCCACCAUUGUCAACUUUGCUGUCAAAGAGCAAGGUCUGGAGGCCCAACUGUUGGGAAUCGUGGUCAGGAAGGAACGUCCGGAUCUGGAGGAACAGAAGGACAGCCUGGUCCGGAGCAUCGCGGCCGGGAAAAAGAAACUUGUCGAGUUAGAGGACGAGAUUCUCAGGCUGCUGAAUGAGACCAAGGGCUCACUGCUGGACGAUGAACAGCUGGUCAACACACUGCAGACGUCCAAGAUCACCUCACAGGAAGUGACGGAGCAGCUACAGAUCUCCGAGACGACCGAGGUCAAGAUUGACGCUGCCAGAGAGGGCUACAGACCGUCUGCUCAGAGAGCCUCUAUCUUGUUCUUUGUCCUGAAUGACAUGGGCCGCAUAGAUCCCAUGUACCAGUUCUCUCUGGAUGCCUACAUAGAACUGUUCAUCAUGUCCAUUGAGAAGAGUCAGAGGAGUUCUAAACUGGAGGAGAGAAUUCAGAACCUGAAUGAGUACCACACCUACGCUGUUUACAGGUACACCUGUCGCGGUCUGUUUGAGCGACACAAGCUGCUCUUCUCCUUCCAAAUGUGCGCCAAGAUCCUGGAGGCGGCCAGCAAAAUCAACAUGGACGAGUACAACUUCUUCCUGCGUGGAGGAGUGGUACUUGACCGUGAGAACCAGAUGGACAACCCGUGCUCGGGAUGGCUGGGAGACGUGGCCUGGGACAACAUCACAGAGCUGGAGAAGCUGACCAACUUCCACGGCAUCAUCACCUCCUUUGAGCAGUACCCCCGUGACUGGAACAUCUGGUACACUGCGGCCCAGCCAGAGACCGCCCCCCUACCAGGUGAAUGGGACAAUGCGUGUAAUGAGCUACAGAGGAUGUUACUGGUCCGUUCCCUGCGUCCUGACCGAGUCUCCUUCUGUGCCACCUCCUUCAUCAUCAACAACCUGGGGUCAAAGUUCACAGAGCCACCUGUCCUUGACAUGCAGCAGGUGGUGGAGGACUCCACAACUAGGACACCCCUCAUAUUUGUCCUGUCCCCAGGAGUGGACCCUACAAGUUCCCUGAUCCAGCUGUCUGAGUCCAGUGGGAUGGCCCAGAGGUUCUAUUCCCUCUCCCUGGGGCAAGGACAGGCUCCCAUAGCAACCAGGAUGAUCAAACAGGGCGUGAGAGAGGGUAACUGGGUGUUCCUGGCCAACUGUCAUCUGUCGCUGAGUUGGAUGCCCCAGCUGGACAAGUUGGUGGAGCAGCUACAGGUGGAGGACCCCCACCCAGAGUUCCGCCUGUGGCUCAGUAGCAGCCCCCACCCUGACUUCCCCAUCUCCAUCCUACAGACCGGCAUCAAAAUGACCACAGAACCACCAAAGGGACUGAAGGCCAACAUGAAGCGUCUGUACAACCUGAUCACGGAGCCUCAGUUCCAGCGCUGCACCAAACAGGACAAGUACAGGAAGCUGCUCUUCUCGCUCUGCUUCUUCCACUCUGUGCUGCUUGAGCGACGUAAGUUCCUGAUGCUUGGAUGGAACAUCGCCUACGAGUUCAACGAUUCAGACUUUGAGGUAUCGGAGAGCAUUUUGAGUAUUUACCUGGACGAGUAUGAGGAAACCCCAUGGGAGGCCCUGAAAUACCUGAUUGCUGGAAUCAGCUACGGUGGUCACGUCACAGAUGACUGGGAUCGACGACUGUUGAUGACUUACGUCUCUGAUUUGUUCCAAGACCAAGUCCUCAGUGUGCCUUUCUACAAAGUGUCCUCUGUGCCGACGUAUUACGUGCCCAAGGACGGCCCCCUGUCCUCCUACAAGGAGUAUGUCAGCAUGCUGCCCAAUGUGGACCCCCCAGAGGCGUUCGGUCAGCACCCCAACGCCGACAUCCAGUCCCAGAUCCAGGAGACCAGGAUGUUGUUCAACACGCUGCUGUCCCUACAGCCCCAGAUCUCUGCUGCCAGCGGGGGCGAGAGUCGCGAGGACAAGGUCCUAGAUCUAGCAGCCAACAUCUUCAAACAGAUCCCAGAGAACAUAGACUACGACAACACGGCUAAAAUCCUGUCUGUCGAUCCGUCACCAUUGAAUGUGGUGCUGCUUCAAGAGAUACAGCGGUACAAUGCCCUGAUGGAGGAGAUUCGUCGCUCGCUGACCGACCUGGAGAAAGGUAUCCAGGGUCUGGUGGUGAUGACUGUGGAACUGGAGAACAUAUUCCAGUGUAUCUUUGAUGGCAAUGUCCCCCCGUCCUGGUUAAGGGCAUACCCCUCACUGAAGCCCCUAGCCGCCUGGACCAGAGACCUGGUACAGAGAGUGGAGCAGUUUGAGAAGUGGGCCCUGACCGCCCACCCCCCAACCAUCUUUUGGAUGUCUGGGUUCACGUUCCCCACGGGAUUCCUGACCGCCGUCCUUCAAACCUCUGCUCGUAUGAACAGCGUAUCCGUGGACUCGUUGUCAUGGGAAUUCAGUGUGAUGACGGUAGAUGACUCCAACAUUACCGGACCACCCAAGGACGGUGUGUACAUCAAAGGCCUGUUCCUGCAGGGAGCGGGUUGGGAGAAGAAGAACUCUAUCUUGGUGGAGGCUAACCCCAUGCAGCUGGUGUGUCUGAUGCCCACCAUCCACUUCAAGCCCGUUGAAAACAAGAAGAAAGUUGCUAAAGGAAUGUACAUGGCCCCCUGCUACUACUACCCCAACCGUGCGGGAGGCAUGGGCAGACCCUCCUUUGUGGUGGCCGUGGAGCUGAAGGCGGGAGAGAAAUCACCGGACCACUGGGUCAAGAGGGGAACCGCCCUGCUGAUGAGUCUGGACUACUAACUCUGACAAUAACAUCUCCCUGUUAUUUUUGUGUGGGAAAAAUAAAUCUGAAAACAUUGAAUCCCUGAAGACUACCUACUUCUGUGAUCUCUAACUAUCUGUGUGUAAAAAUUCAUCUCUAAGUGAUUCUGUGUACAUACAUGUAUAACCCAUGUAAUGAGAUUUCUGUGAUGUCAAAGAUAGUGUAGAAGGAUCCAAAUACGAAUAUAAUACUAUAUUGUCAAGACAAGAAUCUUGUGUGACAUUUGAUAGAUCUGUGAAUUGACUUGUACACCACACACACUCAGCUGAGAAACCAGUGCUCUUAUUUUUGUGAUAUCAGUUUUAAUGAUGAAUGAUUGUGCAAAUACUUCUAUAAUUAUUUAUAUUAGUUUUCUGCGAGUUCUAAUUGUACACCACACACAGCUGACAAAGCAGUGCUCUUAUUUUUGUGAUAUCACUUAUAUUGAUAAUUGUGCAACUU
Molecule: messenger RNA, 14160 nt
Organism: Magallana angulata
Lineage: Eukaryota; Metazoa; Mollusca; Bivalvia; Ostreida; Ostreidae
Product: dynein axonemal heavy chain 2-like
Exons: 78
Coding region: 90-13697 (4535 amino acids)
Biological process (GO): microtubule-based movement
Cellular component (GO): dynein complex
Molecular function (GO): ATP binding; minus-end-directed microtubule motor activity; dynein light intermediate chain binding
Source: RefSeq, a predicted model, not a curated record